AGGAACUUGUUGCAGUCUUUGGCGUAGUGCAAUUUCAGUUUGAAGCCUACGGUAUGCGUGCAGAUGGAGAAACUGGAAAGGAAUCGGAUUGUUUUCUCACUUCUGCGGGAGAAGGCGAUCAUCCCGCGGACAGUAAGGAGAAGGAGCUACUGUACUGUACAUGUGGAAGUGGGUGUGAACACAUCUCUGAACAGUGAGCAGAGCUGGCGGAUUCCAAGCGUCCAGGGAUUCUUAAACAUUAACCAGCUGCCAUACUCUUCACGCUCCUCGGGUUCAAGUGUCGGAAUAAAAAGGCGCUGUGGGGAGCUUCACCUCUUUGCGGGUGUUAGCAGAGACAGAUCCAGGACAAAAACAUAAUAUGGUCUAUGGUCUUCUGCAUUUUUUACACCAUGUGGACAGACCCAGGACUUCAGUAAUGGAGACUACAUCUGUUCUUUCCCUCAUAGACAAUUCCUUCAAUGGCACUUGGAAAAAACAGUCAGAUGCUGAAGAAAGAAGACUGAACAACUCAAGUGUCACUUUCCACAACCACAUAAAUGAUGCCUUGCUUGGACUGGUUCUUGGAACUGUGUCGUUGUUGACUGUGAUAAUGAACAUCUUAGUCCUUUACGCUGUCAAGAAGGAGAGAACGCUGCACACAGUUGGGAACCUCUAUAUUGUUAGCUUGUCUGUAGCAGAUCUUAUUGUGGGUGCUACUGUGAUGCCCCUCAGCAUUGUGUAUUUGCUGGAGAAAGAGUGGAGACUAGGCAACAUGGUUUGCCAGUUUUGGUUAGUCAUGGAUUAUGUAGCCAGUACAGCUUCCAUCUUCAGCCUCUUUAUUUUGUGUGUGGAUCGGUAUCGCUCUGUGAGGCAGCCACUUAGAUAUCUCAAAUAUCGGACCCGGGCCAGGGCCAGUGUUAUGAUAUCAGGGGCCUGGCUUUUGUCAAUGACAUGGGUCAUACCCAUAUUGGGAUGGCGGACCUUUUCUGACGUCGAUCCACAGCCCGAAACGGAAAACAAAUGCGACACGGAUUUUCGAUUUGUUACCUGGUUUAAAGUCCUUACUGCAGUUUUGAACUUCUACGUUCCCUCCGUGCUGAUGCUGUGGUUUUACGCACAGAUAUAUAUGGCAGUGAGAAAGCAUUAUCGGCAAAGGGAGAUCAUCAAGGAGUCGAAGCCCUCUUCUUACAACAGGAAUUGUUUCGCUAACAAUUGUAAAAUAUCUGGGAAGAGGCGUAAGACUGAUGUAGUCAGACAGGAAGAGAGUGCUCCUCAGGAAUCUUCCCACUUUGAGGGUUUGAUUGAUCAGUACAGCCUCGGACAGCAAUACUACCCAAAAGACAUAAAUGAGGGUAUAGAGACCUGGGUUGAGAAAAACACAACUAACUGCUGCUACCAGGCUGCUUUAUUCACUAUCCCCAAACAUCAAAAGCAGCUGCAAGAAGACAUGUUCCUGACAGAUAAAGAAAAGCACCCGCUUGCUUCUCUUGGUACACAGGGGGACACAAAUGAACAGCAUCUGGCCAUGGGUCCUGAGACACCUUUGAAGGUGGCCUGCUUGCCUCUGGGCAUUCUGCAAUCAGAGAAUGAAGAUGUCAAUGCAAUGUUUGUGUCAGUCAGUGACUGUAAUUUAAUUGUGCCCAACUCUGUCGCUGGCGUCUGCGAGAUAACAGACAUUUCUGAUGUUCAGAGGUUUGCCACAGUCCUGUGUAAAGAUGAGUUCUCACAUCCUGAGCCUCCAUCGUGGUCUCACAGCAGUAGCCCCAAGGUAGAUACUGCCAGCGUGAAUAACCUGAAGCAGUCUUGGCAAAAGUUCUGCUCCCAGUCCAAACAGUAUGUUCAGAGCCUUCGCAUCAGUAAGGAACGAAAAGCUGCAAAACAGUUGGGCUUUAUCAUCGCAGGUUUUAUGGUGUGUUGGAUCCCUUACUUUGUAACAUUUAUGGUAAUGGCCUUUUGUAAAACGUGUGUUCAUCAUGAUCUGCAUAUGUUCACCAUCUGGCUAGGAUAUAUCAACUCCACAUUAAAUCCUUUCAUUUAUCCCCUCUGCAAUGAAAAUUUCAAAAAAAUCUUUAAAAAUAUACUCCAUAUUAAUUCCUAAUAGUUUAAAGGAUUUUUUCCACGUACCACUGGAUGUGCAUUAUCAUGUUUGAUAUUACGAUAGUUCAUAUCAAAUCAACCCAAACCUCCCUACAAGUCCUUUCAAUUUCUCUUGAAAUUACCCUCUGUAAUUCUCAGAUCAUUUCCAAAACAUCUUAAAUGACAAAGGAAUCAGGACUGUUUCAGCAUUCUGAAUGUAAAAGGAAACUAUUUCAGGACUAAUAGCAAUACAUAUUUUUUUCAAUUUUACUAUUCUGAAAUGAGGAACCUAUUUUACGCAAUUCAGAUGUUUCUGUGUAAAAAUAAUCAUGCUAAUUAAAGUCUUUCUCCAAAAGAAAGUUCCUUCAACAAUGUGUGUGAGACCUACGGUGGUGGGUCUUGUUCUUGUUGUGCAGUACAAUGACAUCUUCCCCAUGUGUUCACAAAAGAUUAAAAGAGCAUAAAGACUUUCAUUGCCUUAGAUUAGUACUAUCAACUUAGUCAUCACCCUAAAAUAACCUCUGGAAAACAUUUUUACUUAUUAGCAUUUCAAUGAGCUUCUAUUCCAGUCUGAAAGAGGCCUUCUUGCUAUUCAAGUUAGUGUUUAUGUGAAAAGUAUUCAUCCAUGUUUUGAAAGCAAAUCUUAGAUCACAGACCUUUUAUGUCGAAAACAGGUACCACAGUUUCUGCUAUUGAUGUUGACAGCAUGAAACAUAGUGGCCUUUUACAUUUCCACACAGAAAGAAUUGUAUAGUAUUGCUCCUAGUGUUAUGUGCGUCAUUUUGAAAUAAUUUAUUUUGUAAUUCGAUGUUAAAGGUGAUAGUCAUUUAAUCACUAAUCAAUAAAUCCUUGUAUUCAUUAUCUUAAAGAAAUAUUUUAUUUUUAGAUUUAUGAAUGAACAAGCUGCCCUGCCAUUUAAAAAUUAAAACAUACUGUACCAAUUAAAGGCUAUUUGAUUGGAAAUUUACUGGAAUCCUAAUUUCUCUCAAACCAAAGAACUAUAUAAAGAAGGACUAGUGAUUCAUUUGUUUGUUUCAGUAUUCUCAGUAUGUAAAUAUUUUUUUUUCCUUCUCCUUGUAGGCAACACUGGACAUUGGAUAUACUGUAUAUGAAGCAAAUCUUUUGUAUUUUCCAAUAACUAUCUUAUAUUCAUUACAGAACAGACAAAUGUU
Messenger RNA from Lepisosteus oculatus (spotted gar), 3227 nucleotides. It is a transcript of the gene hrh1, whose product is annotated as histamine receptor H1. The record is from RefSeq and is a predicted model, not a curated record. Gene Ontology annotation, molecular function: G protein-coupled acetylcholine receptor activity; G protein-coupled serotonin receptor activity. Gene Ontology annotation, biological process: chemical synaptic transmission; G protein-coupled receptor signaling pathway, coupled to cyclic nucleotide second messenger. Gene Ontology annotation, cellular component: plasma membrane; dendrite. NCBI's taxonomy places the organism in Eukaryota, Metazoa, Chordata, Actinopteri, Semionotiformes, Lepisosteidae.